GAUGGAUCAGCUCGCUCAGAUCCGUUCAAAAUUUACAUUCCAGAGGAAGAACGUGGAAAAGUCUCACUUGGUGCGGGAUAAAACGAGCAGGGACUUCUUCCCCAAAGAUAGCUCAUCGUGCCAACAUCCAAAUCUAGAACUGGAGAUAAGCCUACCAUCUGAGAAUGUCUGUGAGUCCAGUGGGGUCUUCCAUUGUCACUGCAAUAAAAAGGCUCAUGAACAGAAGCAAAUAGAGCAAUGUCAAGCUAAGAAGAGACUGUGGAUAGCUUUGGUCAUCUGUCUAAUAUUUAUGUUUGGAGAACUGACUGGUGGCUAUCUAGCAGGGAGCUUGGCUGUUAUGACCGAUGGAGCUCAUCUUUUAGCAGAUGUCACAAGUUUUCUGAUUAGCUUGUGUUCAUUAUGGUUAUCGUCAAGACCAGCCACAAAGAGAUUAAACUUUGGAUGGUACAGAGCAGAAAUUCUUGGUGCACUGUUCUCAGUGAUCACAAUUUGGCUUGUAACAGGAGUGUUGGUCUACCUCGCUUGUGUAAGGUUGGUUCGUGCUGAGUAUGAAAUUGAUGGAUUGGUCAUGGUUAUAACAUCUACCUCUGCAGUAGUGGCAAAUGUAAUAAUGGGAUUGGCGCUUCAUCAGGGCGGACAUGGCCACAACCACAGUGCAACUUAUUUCGAACAUGCAGUGGAAUCUGUUCACAGCCAUCAGCCAAAUGCCAGCAUUCGAGCUGCUUUUAUCCAUGUUGUUGGAGAUUUCUUACAAAGCCUGAGUGUGCUAAUUAGUGCCCUUAUAAUUUUUUUCAAGCCUGAAUUCAAAGUAGCUGAUCCUAUCUGCACGUUUAUUUUCUCUGUGUUUGUUUUGGGAACAACAAUCACCGUUCUGCGAGAUAUUUUGUUGGUGUUGAUGGAAGGUGCACCUGCUGGACUGAAGUAUAUUGCAGUGAGGGAAAAGAUUCUUGCAGUUAAUGGAGUGAAAACAGUGCACAGCCUUCAUCUCUGGGCUCUUACUUUGAGCCAGGUUGUUAUUUCAGCUCAUGUUGUUACAGGCGCAGUUCCGGGCGGCCGGCAGCAGUGCGCGGGCACAGUGCGCAGGCACGGGUUCCGGGCGGCCGGACACAGUACGCAGACGCGGUUCCGGGCGGCCGGGAGCAGUGCGCAGGCACGGGUUCCGGACGGCCGGACACAGUACGCAGACGCGGUUCCGGGCGGCCGGGAGCAUGCGCAGACGCGGUUCCGGGCGGCCGGCAGCAGUGCGGAGACGCGGUUCCGGGCGGCCGGGAGCAGUGCGCAGACGCGGUUCCGGGCGGCCGGGAGCAGUGCGGAGACGCGGUUCCGGGCGGCCGGCCGGCAGCAGUGCGCAGACGCGGUUUCGGGCGGCCGGGAGCGGUGCGCAGGCGCAGGUUGCAGUUUCGUUCAUGAGCCCCCCGGUGGACUGAGUGUCAAUGAGCCGUGUUCCUGGCUCCUUUCUCUGGAUUGGGAAUCUGAGAUGAGGUUGGGUUGUGAGUAUUGA
Rhincodon typus (whale shark) is the source of this 1501-nucleotide messenger RNA. Its product is annotated as zinc transporter 8-like. The transcript has 9 exons. Gene Ontology annotation, cellular component: plasma membrane. NCBI's taxonomy places the organism in Eukaryota, Metazoa, Chordata, Chondrichthyes, Orectolobiformes, Rhincodontidae. Gene Ontology annotation, molecular function: zinc ion transmembrane transporter activity. Gene Ontology annotation, biological process: response to zinc ion; insulin secretion; response to glucose. The record is from RefSeq and is a predicted model, not a curated record. The coding region runs from base 2 to 1501 and encodes 499 amino acids.